AUGGAGUUCGUUAAUCCUGUGGAUAGAUUUAAGAUUAUAUUAGACUUAAUUACUAAGAUUCCAGAGUUUGAUGGUAACAGCAAAUAUCUAUUAGAUUUCCUGGACAGGGUAGAUGCUAUUUCUGUAACUAUUGAUUCCUUUGAAGAAUCAGCUAAAGCCAUUUUAAUGGGUUACGUUAAGGACAAAAUUGUAGGUAGGGCUAAGUCCGAAAUUCAAAAACAUGGUAGAUUAAAUACUUGGAGUGAAAUGAAAAAUGUUUUAAAAAAUAAUUUUGGGGAAAGAUUAUCUAUUGAUAAAUUGAUUGAUAGUAUUCGAACAGCACGAGUCCAGACAACAAUUGAAGAUUAUUACAAUAAAAUAAAUAAUUUUCUUUGUCGUAUUAACAACACUUAUUUACUAGGUAAUAACCAAGAUGGAAUAAAUGAAAUGAUUCAGUCAAACAAUAGGAUUGCUUUUCAAGCCUUUAAAAAUAAUUUACCCGAACCUACUAAAUCUAUUAUAUUAAGUCGAAACCCAUCAUCACUUACUGCAGCUUUUAAAAUAAUUGUUGAAAUUAAUCACCAAAGAUAUGGGCCAAACACUCGUUUUGCUCAAAGUUUAAAUGAUUCUUAUUCUAGAAACACUAACCCUACAAAUCCUUUUAGGGGUCAAAAUAGCAGUCAGCAUAGUAAUAACAAUAACAAUUUCAAUACCAAUUCUUUUACAAGAAACAACAAUUUUUCCCGUGGGUAUAACAGGCAACUUAACAGUUCAAUAGUAGGUCAAAAUCAAAACAAUAAUCACACUGGACGUCAAAAUUAUAAUAGUAAUUCCACGGGCCAGUCUCGUCAAAAUUAUUACAACAAUUCUUAUGUCCAACCUCAACAAAAUAAUAACAGUUCCAAUAGUGGUCAAUCUCGACAAAAUUAUAACAAUAACAUGGGUCAAUCUCGUCGAACCUACAAUAACUUAAGCGUUCAAUCACGUCAAAACAACAACAAUUCAAACAGUAGUCAAACACGAAAUCCGACUAGGCAAUCAAAUAGCGAGCCUAUGGAUAUUUCGUUGAAUGAACAGAGACAAAGCCAAUCUUCUGAAAAUCAGCAAAAUUUUCAAAUGGAUCAAAGAAACACCUACCCUAUAUAA
Episyrphus balteatus (marmalade hoverfly) is the source of this 1125-nucleotide messenger RNA. Its product is annotated as probable serine/threonine-protein kinase clkA. The transcript has a single exon. Bases 1 to 1125 code for a protein of 374 amino acids. The record is from RefSeq and is a predicted model, not a curated record. NCBI's taxonomy places the organism in Eukaryota, Metazoa, Arthropoda, Insecta, Diptera, Syrphidae.